AUGAUAAUUUCCGUAGUUUUUUCGUUUAUCAUUUGCAAUCUCGCAAAGGAGACGAGAGAAAAAAAAAAGAUUUUGGGCGGAGAAUCGACGGCGGUGAGGAGAAUAAAAGCGCUGCCCGGCCCCGGCUCCUCAGUCCAGCUGCCCGUGGAGUUGCCGUGCGGCGGUUCUUCGUUUUUGCUCUUCCCCUGUGUCCGCUCUCCCCAUUUCUCGUGCUCCCUUCGUUUCCAGUGGGGUUUCGGUCGAUUUCCCCGCGUUUUUGGUCGAUUUUCGUGGGAUUUUUGGCGAAAAAAUCGUGGAUUUUUCGCUUUUUUACGUGGAUUUUUUUCAAGAUUUUUCUAUUAUUUUCAGCGGCAUGGCCAAGAAAAAGUCGAGUAGAAAAGCGCCGGCAAAGGCAAAGAUCAUUGUUCCCCUUGACACAGUCUUCAAUUGUCCCUUCUGCAACCACGAGCGUGUCUGUGAAGUCAAACUGUAAGUUGUGUUUUGUUUUUGUGCUCUUCUUGGUUUAGGUCGCAUGAUACUCGGAUGAAAAUUGGAGAAAUUGUGACACGUGGUGGCGUUUUAGGUAGUUCUUGUUGCGAAAUAAUGUAAUUUUGGUUUUGGAAAAGGUUUGGGAGUAGGAUAGGGAAAUUAAGAGAUUGUCUGCGUCGUUUAGGACCUGGAAUUUCCAAACCUGAGGAUCUUAUACCUAAAAUAAUAUAAAUCCAAAAAUUAUGGAAACUUUCUCAACGAUAGAAAUGCGGCGGUUAGGUUUACACUUUAGCUUCCUAAUAAUACCUUGGGAGACAUCUUUUCGUUGGCUUCAAUUGUUUCGACCAGUUUAUUAUAUUGGACUAGAUAUCAAAUGAUAAAAUUUCAAAGUUUUCAUGCUUUUUCGAGAAUUAAAAGGCCGCGAAAGACGUGCUAGAUCUAUAAUACCUAUACCGAAGUUUAGAAUGCUAAAUUGCCCUCGAAGGCUCCAUUUUCAAUUACAUAUUAUCCAUUGCAAUCAAGAUUUUAGGUAUCAAAAAUAUAAAUUCGCUUCUUUUGAGUAAAAUUGUUUGAUUCCAGUGAUCGUCUCCGAAACGUUGGCUUCAUCCAAUGUCGCAUUUGCACCGAGAACUUCCAGACCAACAUCACCUACCUUUCCGAGCCCAUCGACGUAUAUUCGGACUGGAUCGACGCCUGCGAGCAGGCCAACCAGUAA
This is a messenger RNA of Bursaphelenchus xylophilus (pine wood nematode), 1183 nucleotides long. The record is from the annotation of a GenBank genome assembly. NCBI's taxonomy places the organism in Eukaryota, Metazoa, Nematoda, Chromadorea, Rhabditida, Aphelenchoididae.